Podarcis lilfordi (Lilford's wall lizard) is the source of this 300-nucleotide messenger RNA. Lineage: Eukaryota; Metazoa; Chordata; Lepidosauria; Squamata; Lacertidae. The record is from the annotation of a GenBank genome assembly.
AUGUCUUUCAUACAUCAUGGUUGUCGCAGUCUGGGGCUCUCUUUAUCAUUUCUUGCUGGUCUGGCAGAGUUCAGCUGGCAUAACUGGCAGGACCUUCUCAUGGGGGAGAUGCUACACACAUACUGUUUCACUGGGAAUAUUAUUGGCCAACUUGGAAUGACAGCCUGGUUCUUUGGUAGAAAAUGGAGUAUUUUACCAAAGUAUGCUUUGCUUUUUUGGAAAUUAUUACGGUACAUUGAUAUUCUAUUGCACUGCUUGGUUUGGUUGAUUAAUGCCGAAAAGAAUCAGUUCUUCAUGUAA